Messenger RNA from Symbiodinium necroappetens, 1092 nucleotides. NCBI's taxonomy places the organism in Eukaryota, Dinophyceae, Suessiales, Symbiodiniaceae. The record is from the annotation of a GenBank genome assembly.
AUGUCAGACGACGAGUCCGCCGUUGAGAGUGAGGAAGAUCUCGAAGAUCUUUUUCGCAAACGCAGAUGUACAGACAUCCCUUGUUGCUUGCUCUUUGUGCUGGCCCUGAUUGCCUUGGUCGCCAUGCUGGUCUACGGGGCCAUGUAUGGCAAUGCAAGGAAGCUAAACUACGGGUUUGAUGGGAGGGGGCGCCAGUGUGGUGUGCAUCCCGACGUUAUCGAAAGGCCGCUGCUUUUCUUCUGUCCUGUGGUGACAUCCUCGGGAGAGCAUUCCGUGAACCUGGACGACCCGGUCUGCGUCUCCCAGUGCCCAAGUCCCGGAGCCUACGUGGCGGCGGCCAAUGCCGGCUGCGCCCUCCCGGAGGCCUACCCGACGACCCAGGUCGGCAGCCGGUACUGCCUUCCUUCCGGGUCUACCGAAGCAGUCGCGAGACGAAAGGUUGAAAAGGGCAUGAGGGACACUGCAACGGAGGCCUUCACUGUGCUCGAUCGCAUUGGCAAGGCAUGGCCGGUCCUGCUGCUGGCAGUGUUGCUUGCUUGCGCGAUGGGGUACAUCUUCCUUUUCAUGUUGAAGACCGUCGCCGGCUGCAUCAUUUGGUUUUGCGCGCUGGUGGGUCUCGCUGCUUUCCUCCUGCUCGGUGCCUUCCUUUGGGCACAAUCAGAGGAUGCCCUGGAGUGGGCGACGACGUACAAGGUGUUGGCCGUGAUUUCCUGGAUCGCAAGCGUCCUCGUGGCUCUGCUCAUCUGCUGUUGCCGCCAGGAAGUCAAAUUGUCCACCAAGUGCAUGGGGCAAGCCGCUGUCGUGAUUUGGCGAAUGCCUAUUCUUCUGCUCUCUCCGCUCCUGAAGGCCAUCAUCAAGACUGUCCUCUUCCUCCUGCUGGCAGUUGGUUUCAUCCACCUCCUGGCCACAGGUGAAGUUUCUGGUGUCGGCCGUGAGCGUCACGUGGAUUUUUCCGGUCCGCAAAAAGCCCUGUUAGUCCUGUAUGCCUUCAUCUCCUUGUGGGUGCUGGCGUACGUCAGCGCUCUGUAUCAGUUCUCCAUCGCCUUCGCAACGGCGAAGUACUUCUGCGCCAACAUCGAGAACGGUCGCAAG